GGACCCCUACCGGUUUUCGCCAUUUGCCCCAUGUUACCCGAGAGACGUUUAAAAGUGGCAGAAACGCACCAACCGCCAUUUAAAGAAGAUGAAGAAGAUAGUCUUUUAAACAGGUGUAUUUGCGUUUGAAUUGCGUUAAUUUUGUGACCUAGCAACUGUGCCAUCUUUAAAAGCCAAUAUGGCUUGCUGUCGGUCAUUCAUUUGUAUUCGAGGGUUUCUUCUUGUGCGUCCUCGGUGGGAGAACUGUCUGUCUUUUUCAUCUAAAGAAACUAUAGCUGCAGUUCAGGGAACGCUCCAUCCACAGAAGAACCGUCAGAGGAAGAGACAUAAGAAGCCUAACUGGACAGGUGAUCUGUCCUGGGAGGAGAGGCUGGCCUCUGUGGUCACCCCCCUGUGGAGGCUCAGUUAUGAUGAGCAACUUGAAGUCAAGCAAAAACACCAGGUGAGGAUACUGGAGCGGCUUUGUGGUGGAGGGAAGAUCACGUUUCCUGUCCUGCCUAUCCUGCCUUCCCCCGUUAGGGACGGUUACCGCAACAAGUCAACAUUUUCCGUAAACAAAGGAGUGGACGGAAACCCGAAGACAGUUGGGUUUUACGUUGGCAAAGGCAAGGAUGGAAACAUUGUUUGUGUCAAUGGAGACCACCUGCCCAACAUACCGGAGAAGCACAAACAGGUGGCCAGAUGCUACCAGGAAUUCAUCCACCGCUCUUCCCUGGAGCCUUGCCUCCUCUUCCACGAGGGGGGGCACUGGAGAGAGGUCACGGUGAGGACCAACACAGCAGGCCACACCAUGGCUGUCGUCUAUUUCCACCCACAACAGCUCACCUGGGAGGAGUUGGCGGUUCACAAGUCGGACUUGACUGAGUUCUUUACACGGGGCGCGGGGUCGGCUUGUGAGCUGGACUCACUCUACUUCCAGGAGAGCGCCAUGACCCGCUGCUCGCAUGAAAACUCGCCCUACCAGCUCCUGUACGGCCAGACACACAUUCAUGAGCAGAUGCUGGGCUUCAGCUUCCGCAUCUCUCCCGACGCCUUCUUCCAGGUGAACCAGGCCGCCGCUCAGGUGCUAUACAGCGCGGUACGGGACUUGUGCGUCCCCAAUUCUGAGGACAGAACAGGGACUCUCCUCGAUGUGUGCUGCGGGACAGGCGCUAUGGGCAUUACGGCGUCCCCCAGAGUACAGCGACUUGUCGGCGUUGAGCUCAUAGAGCAGGCGGUGGAAGACGCGAGAUACAACGCGGCCCUCAAUAAGCUUGACAAGUGCGAGUUCAUCGCUGGAAAGGCAGAGGCCGUCCUCCCUGGCCUCGUGUCCCGAUUGGCCUCUGGGGACGGUCGUCUCACAGCCUUGGUGAACCCCUCCCGCGCCGGCCUCCAUCACAAAGUGAUCCAGGCCUUACGCAACAGGCCCGCUAUCCACCGUGUGGUCUAUGUGUCCUGUAAGCCAGACGGGGAGGCCUUGAGGAACUUCAGGGAGCUUUGUUGCGCUCCUGACCCAAAGAGGAAUCUCACAGGGGAUGCUUUUUCUCCGAGUCUGGCUGUGCCUGUGGACAUGUUCCCACAUACUGAACACUGUGAACUUGUGAUUCUCUUUGAGAGGUAACAAAUGGCAUAUUUCAUACUUUGGAAUCAGAACUACUGCCUUAGUGACAGCCCCAUGUCAUAUACCAAGUCAAUAGUAUUGGAACAACUGGCCGUGAAAACUAAAUUACGUUCAUUCACUACUGUGGAGCUAUAACAGCUUCCACUCUUUUGUAGUCCUUUAUGUGCCUCUGGUGUUAUUUUGUUUUACGUCAUGCUAUGCUGUCAGAUAGUAUUUCUCGUGAUGAUGGAUAAAAUGCUAAGUAAUAGUUGUUGUGCUAACAUAUAGCAAGAUAGCAGCAACUUUCAAAAGCACAUGGGGCAGAUCAUUGUGCCCUGUAGUUGUCCAGAAGAGCGGGGCACUAUGAGUGUGGUGGUCAUUACCCAACUGAUGCACCCUUAAGGUCAGGGCUUCCAGGUUCUUCUACACCAAACUCGUCCAAACGUGCCUUUAUGAAGCUUGCUUUCGGUUAUGCAGUUUCCACUGUGGAUCAUCAAGUUGCUGUACAACAUUUCUACACUAGAUGACGCCAUUAUAACACCUUUAGAGUCGUUUCUACCAAAGAGCCCCAAGCAAAUCCCCCGUCACCAUUUCAGUCCAGUCCAUUCCAGUUCAGUCAAGACAUAAUUUAUCUUUGUUUGUCUUUGACUCAAGUCCAGUCGUCGUUUUGUGUGUUUAUGUGUGUGUGUGUGUGUGUGUGUGCAUAUAUACACACACAUAUAUAGACAUUGCCAUAAAGCAACUAUCUUACUUCUAUAGUGAACUAAAAUGUUAUAUAAUAUAAUAACUUAGUAUAAAUAUACAUUAAUAUAAUUUGAAUAUAUUAACGUAAUAACUGUAUAUUGUUAACUCCAAACUUUGAGUUUUUAUUUUUCUAAAGCUAAUUCUAAAAAGCCCUGCGAUUGGCUGGCAACCAGUUCAGGGUGUACCCCGCCUCCUGCCCGAUGACAGCUGGGAUAGGCUCCAGCACGCCCGCGACCCUAGUGAGGAGAAGCGGCUCAGAAAAUGGAUGGAUAAUUCUAAAAACUAUAAUGUGGGAUUUUUCAGCUUUUUUUUGGGUCAUUGAUAAAUACU
Messenger RNA from Phycodurus eques (leafy seadragon), 2653 nucleotides. RefSeq names its product tRNA methyltransferase 2 homolog B (gene trmt2b). The transcript has 2 exons. The record is from RefSeq and is a predicted model, not a curated record. Gene Ontology annotation, biological process: RNA processing. Gene Ontology annotation, molecular function: tRNA (uracil(54)-C5)-methyltransferase activity, S-adenosyl methionine-dependent. NCBI's taxonomy places the organism in Eukaryota, Metazoa, Chordata, Actinopteri, Syngnathiformes, Syngnathidae. The coding region runs from base 179 to 1600 and encodes 473 amino acids.